This is a messenger RNA of Amaranthus tricolor (Joseph's coat), 2768 nucleotides long. Its product is annotated as protein GRAVITROPIC IN THE LIGHT 1-like. Lineage: Eukaryota; Viridiplantae; Streptophyta; Magnoliopsida; Caryophyllales; Amaranthaceae. The record is from RefSeq and is a predicted model, not a curated record. The transcript is spliced from 3 exons. Gene Ontology annotation, biological process: response to red or far red light; negative gravitropism. Bases 739 to 2163 code for a protein of 474 amino acids.
CCAAAAAAAGGAAAACGCGUCGUUCCAUGCCGUCUUUAAAGAGCUGCAUUUUUCCUCGAAACUCAAAGCAUUCUUUUUUAUGUAUCCCAACCUACGAAAUACCAACAAUACCCUCACCGCCUUUCCGAACGUUACACUGAGUACAAAACAAAACCCCGGUCAAUACAAUAAAACCUCAAGGUUAUAAUUGUAAAUUCCUUAUUUUCUCAUUCAUUAAUAUUAACAAAAACCUACACCUGUUUUUUAAUUCCCCAUCCUCCAAUCCCACUUCUCGUCUCAAGCCUUUUUUCUCCCAAUUUCUUCAAAAAGAGAAAAGGAAAUUUCAUCCCGGUUUUCUCUCGCUACAUUUGAGCUCCGCCAUUUUUCUCUCUCCAUUUGAAUAUUGAAAUUUGUGUAACCUUUUGGUGAGAAAAAUUUCAGAAAUCAUCGAUUUUUAGUUUGUUGAUCUUUAGAUUCGUCAACCUAAUUGCAUCAAGUUUUUGAGGUUGCUGAAAGGUUAUAGUUAUCAAUUUUGGUAAGAAUUCUCUUAUCAAAACUCGUUGAUUUUUCCUCGCGCGUCACAUUCGACAUCCUCACCAACUAUCGACAGCGAAUACUCAAUCUCUUUUUGCUGCAGGAAGGGAUUUUUGUAAUUGAAACAGCAACGCAAACAGAGGUGAGAGGCCUCUACAUUUCAAAAUGCUUAACAGUUGAGUUAAGAAAUCCCUCAAGCGGUCCAUUUUAACGCAAUUUUUUGAGAUGGAAUCAGUUAAACGACCAGCAACAACUCCGAGUAAGAGUAGGAUUGCCCGGGCAAUUUCCAAGGUUCUCCAUGUCCGUGCAGUCACUGGGAUUACUCCCUCUGAUGGAUUGCAGAGAGUGAAAACAAAAGAAAUGAUCCAGGAAGUUAAACCACAAGAAAAGAUCAAGGAGUUGAAGCCACGCGACAAUACCAGGGUUCUGAAACCGCAAGAAAAAAUUAAGGCUGAACUUGUUCAUGUUGUUCACUGCAAGUUGGGUGAGAAGGAAGAUGAUGAGCUUGCUAAUAGGAUUGCUCGGGAAGCUGUUCUUGCUAAAGUAUUUGCAAGCAUUUCUUCUAUCAAAGCUGCAUAUGCGCAAUUACAAUUUGCACAGUCUCCUUAUGAUGCAGAUGGCAUUCAAUCUUCUGAUGAGACAGUGGUUUCUGAGUUGAAAACUUUAUCGGAAGUGAAACAGUGUUUUUUGAAGAAACAGUUUGAUCCAUUUCCUGAGAAGGGUCUCCUUACAUAUGACUUACAAGAGCAAAAGAAUAUGGUCAAAACAUACGAAAUAACAGGAAAGAAAUUGGAGUAUGAGGUUAAGCUGAAAGAAUCUGAAAUCACUUUCCUGAAGGAGAAACUGGAGGAAUGCAAGAAAGAGAACCGAUUAAUAGAAAAAAAACUGAAUGCUAGUGGCUCACUCUCUGUCCUUGACAAUCUUCACAUGUCAGGUUUAAGUCCCAACCAUUUCAUUCCUGUUCUCAGGCAUACUGUAAGAUCUAUUCGAACUUUUGUGAAGUUACUGGUCAAGGAAAUGCAGACUUCUGGGUGGAAUUUGGAAGCAGCGGCUAAUGUUAUCCAUCCCAGCGUUUCAUACUGGAAGCAAGAGCACAGUUGCUUCACAUUCGAGUCUUACGUAAACAAAGAAAUGUUUGACAGUUUCCACAUUCCAAACUUUGCUCUUCCAAACGAAUCUCUACCAGAGCACAAGCAGCGUCGAAGGCUAUUUUUUGAGAGAUUCACGGAAUUAAAGUCUAUUAAAGCAAAGGAUUAUCUUUGCCAGAAACCAAAGUCAACAUUCGGAAAGUUCUGUCGAGCCAAAUACUUAAGGCUUCUGCACCCGAAGAUGGAGUCAUCCUUCUUUGGGAAUUUGAAUCAGAGGAACCUUGUAAAUUCCGGUGAGUACCCAGACACUAAGUUUUUCUGUACAUUUGCGGAAAUGGCAAAGAAAGUGUGGCUCCUGCAUUGCUUAGCAUUCUCGUUCGAGCCUGUAGUCUCAAUAUUUCAGUUUCAGAAGAGGUGUCGCUUUUCCGAGGUCUACAUGGAAAGUGUCUCUGAUGAAGCUUUCUUACCGGAAAGUGAACCAUGUGUGGCUUUCACAGUAGUUCCUGGGUUCAAAAUUGGUAAAACCAUUAUUCAGUCUCAGGUGUACCUCUUUGGAGCAUGACCCACCAUAUCAAAGAUCUCAUGAUUUGAUCUGACGGUUUAGAUUAGGUUGAGAUGUGGUGUGGGCCCACCGAUGAACUGGAAUACGUUGUUAAAUAUGAUCUAUUUUGGUUUUGGGUCUAAUGCCUCCAUUAUGGAAAAAUGAAAAGAUUAUGGUGUCUCCUUUUUUGCUGAAUAUGUGGGGACUUGAGCUUGAUGUGCAACAUGGUUACUUGGGUCAUUUUGUCCCAUAAUCUGUGGCUUUUUUUUAAUUGUUCAAAUGCGUAAAUGCAUGAACCGUUGGUGGGCAUUGGAAAGAUUCCCAAAAUUUUGUUAAUGUCUAGGUCGGAGAAAGGGCUACUACUCUUGGUUGUACUCGUAAUAUAUUCGUACUAGUAAAAACAUGUUAUGAUUCCUGUAUAUGACAAGAAUUUUAGGAGUUUAUCUGUAAUGUGCAUAUUAUUUGCUUCGUCCUAAGUAAUUCUCCAUUCUCUUUUUAGGUGGGAUUAGUAAUGGGAUUAAUAAUAAAGUAGGUAGUGUAAAUAUAUUUUAUUUAGAAAAAUUAUAAAAUUAAUGCAGAAUAUACGGAAAUUUUCAACAUUAUAAAACUAAAAUACUAUUUGUGAG